Dreissena polymorpha is the source of this 1625-nucleotide messenger RNA. RefSeq names its product metalloproteinase inhibitor 3-like. The transcript is spliced from 4 exons. Gene Ontology annotation, biological process: negative regulation of membrane protein ectodomain proteolysis; negative regulation of endopeptidase activity. The record is from RefSeq and is a predicted model, not a curated record. NCBI's taxonomy places the organism in Eukaryota, Metazoa, Mollusca, Bivalvia, Myida, Dreissenidae. Gene Ontology annotation, cellular component: extracellular matrix. Gene Ontology annotation, molecular function: protease binding; metalloendopeptidase inhibitor activity. The coding region runs from base 42 to 428 and encodes 128 amino acids.
CGCAGUAAACUUGUUCAUAAGAUUUACAAUAUUGUGUCAAAAUGAAUAUUGCCUACGUGUUGUUGGCGUUGUCGGCUGCAGUAUUCUGCCCCGGAGAAGCAUGCAGAUGCGGAAUUGUGGAAGAAAAAGACAGAUUUUGCAGAGCUGAAUGGGGAAUGAUUGGCCAUGUCGUGUCAUCUACUGUUGUUGGUGAUGAACGCGUAUUCGGUGUCAUAGUUCGAGGGAGCCUAAAGGGUAACACUGGAUACUCUUUCUUGCGAGUCUACACAUCCACGGUCGGCUCAUUGUGUGGGGUUAAAUUGGGCGUUAAUAAAGACUAUCUGCUCGCUGGUUCCAUUAAUCAGCAACGCCUUUAUCUGGGACUGUGCAGUAUCGUUAGAGAGUUGACAAGCGCAGAGUUGCUAACAUACAGACCACCACCUUGUUAAUAUUUGUAUACACCCUUCAACAAUUACAAUACUGCUUUGUAUUUGGCGUAGCUGUAUAAGCCAGCUUUUCACCUUACCUGACCUUUGUAAGUGUUCAAUAAAAUUCAAAAAAAUUUCCCGCGGCUAGACACGAAUGAAUACACUUCAUUUAGUCCGUUGGCUGAUUUAAGCAUACCGCCAGAACAUUGGAAACAUGAACGCUUCUUUGUAGCACUGUUUUACUGCGUUUUCAGCAUGAAACAAUUUUAUCUCUUAUGAAAAGGCUUAAUAGAUAAAACAGUUUUUACACUAAACACUCGACAUCAAUACAGUUUGUGCGUGCACCUUUUAUUUUCAGAGAAUUGCCAGCGCCAGAGCGUUUGUACUUAAAGGCUAUAUUCUCAUAUUUAGUAAUUACUUUCAUAUUCCUGUCUGUGUACUAGUAUAUGUAAGUUCAUAAAAGUAUGUUUUUCCCUAUCCUGAUAUUCGUUUUGGCCAUACCAUUUUAAAUUGUUUUCCAAAUUGAACAUUUGACAUGUAAAAGUAUAAAGUUUAAUACAAGCCGUCGUUCCAGCAGUGGAAGCUUGACCUCACUUUAAUGCAUCGCAUUCCAACCCGCAAGGUAUCAGGGUCAGUUCGCGGCCAGUAAAACAAUCGUUAUAUAAUAUAGACGCUAUCGCGUGAACUAGGUGAACUGGAAUUUUCUUUAGACCAGAAAUAUGUUAAAUGAAGAUAUUCAGCGAUAUAAUUAUGGUAUGUCAAUUAUAGAUUCUUAAUGUUUUUUCAACAAUACCAUGAUAAAUAUUAUUUUUGAUUAAUUUAACAAGAAUUAUUCCACCAUAUUGACUAAUGUAUUAAGCAUGAGCGCGAUGAUUCUCGAUACUGCUAAUAUUCGAAUCAAAUAGCAAUGCCCGUUAAACCACUAAAACAAGUUUCUUCGAAGAACGCGCGUAUAAAUAUUAAAAAUAUGUACGGAUACUCAGCGUGUGGCCGGUUGACUCAUAUGUUUUAAUUUCAUUCCCAUUCUUCUUUUGGUUUUCUGUUUUGUAUCUAUAGGUUUAUGACCAGCAAUAUGUAAUAAUGUAAAAUAAGCCGCGAACACUCCGCGUAACAUCCCUUACUGCGUGUGAUGCAGCUAAGAACUGCACAGAAAAAGACAUUCGCUAUCUUUGAUCUCAUUCAUUGAACUCUUUACCUUUCACCAACUUUUACCACAAU